Molecule: messenger RNA, 2079 nt
Organism: Dioscorea cayenensis subsp. rotundata (Guinea yam)
Lineage: Eukaryota; Viridiplantae; Streptophyta; Magnoliopsida; Dioscoreales; Dioscoreaceae
Product: protein NUCLEAR FUSION DEFECTIVE 4
Exons: 3
Coding region: 74-1780 (568 amino acids)
Cellular component (GO): membrane
Source: RefSeq, a predicted model, not a curated record
AUUCACUAGCAAUAAAAACACUCUUUUUUAUAGCCCGAGGAGGAGGAGGAGUGGUGGUGGAUUGGGUUGGGAGAUGGCGGGGAAGGUGAAGGAGGGGAGUAGGCCGCCGUGGGUGGGGCUGGCGGCGGCGGUGUGGGUGCAGGUGGCCGCCGGAAGUGGCUACUGCUUCCCACUUUAUUCGCCAUCAUUGAAGUCCGUGCUGGGCUACAGCCAGCAGCAGCUCACCAUGCUUGGGGUCGCCAAUGAUAUUGGCGAGAACUUUGGGAUGCUGCCUGGUGUGCUUUGCAACCGCUUCCCUCCUUGGCUUGUGCUCUUGAUCGGUGGUUGCUCUUGUUUCAUUGGUUAUGGUGUGCUUUGGCUCGCUGUUAGUGAGACUGUCACCGUGUUGCCUUAUUGGGCGCUCUGGUUUGCAUUAUGCAUUGCUACUAAUAGCAAUGCAUGGCUAGGCACUGGUGUGCUUGUUACCAACAUGAGAAACUUCCCACUUAGCAGGGGUACUGUUGCCGGCAUCCUUAAGGGCUAUGUUGGGCUCAGUGCUGCAGUAUACACCGAAAUUUAUACUGGGGUGCUUCGCAAUUCACCUCCAAAACUGUUGCUCUUUCUCACUCUUGGCAUUCCAACCAUAUGUAUUGCAAUGAUGUACUUUGUCAGGCCUUGUACUCCAUCAUUAGAAGAUGAUUCAUUAGAGCACGGGCAUUUUCUAUUUACCCAGAUUGCGAGCGUAGUACUUGGUCUUUAUCUUCUCACUGCUACAGUACUGGAUGAUGUUCUUUCAUUAAACACUACCAUAACAUAUACUCUGUUUGGCAUUGUGAUCUUAUUACUCAUGGCUCCCCUUGCAAUUCCUUUGAAGAUGACACUCUUCCCCCGUCGCAAAAAAGUCAGUUUGAUUGGCCCAUCUGAUUCCUCUGAUAAAUUAUAUGCGGGUGACUCAGAUGAUGCAGAACCACUGCUUGCUUCAACUUCAUCCACAACAAACAUUGGGGACCUUCAAGAGGUUGAUGAAGCCUCUGAUAUUGAUAUCCUUUUGGCUGAGGGUGAGGGAGCAAUUAAAAAGAAGAGAAGACCGAAACGAGGAGAGGAUUUCACAUUCCGUGAGGCUUUAAUCAAGGCUGAUUACUGGCUUAUAUUUCUGGUAUACUUUCUCGGUGUAGGCUCGGGUGUCACUGUUCUCAACAACUUGGCGCAGGUUGGGACUGCAUCGGGUGUUAAUGAUACAACCAUCUUGUUGUGUCUCUUCAGUUUCUGCAAUUUUCUUGGUCGUCUCAGCGGGGGCGUUGUUUCUGAGUUCUUUGUCAGGUGGAAAAUGAUUCCUCGGCCGAUUUUGAUGACAUUCACACAAAUCAUCAUGGUCAUUACUUAUGUUCUCUUCGCCUCAGCUCUCAAUGGCACACUCUACGCAUCCACUGCAUUGCUCGGCAUAUGUUAUGGCGUACAAUUCUCCGUCAUGGUGCCAACCGUAUCAGAGCUCUUCGGACUGAAGCAUUUUGGAUUGCUUUACAAUUUUAUGCUGCUAGGAAAUCCCCUUGGAGCACUCUUGUUCUCUGGUGGUCUUGCAGGGUAUAUAUAUGACCAAGAAGCUGAGAGGCAGCGACAAGCUGGCCUCUCUGAUGGUUCAACCUGCAUUGGACCCGAUUGCUUUAGGAUCACAUUUCUGGUUCUUGCCGGAGUCUGUGGCUUGGGAUCUCUACUGAGUAUAAUCUUGACUGUCAGAAUCAGGCCAGUGUAUCAAAUGCUGUAUGCCAGUGGGUCAUUUAGGCUGCCCCGAAGCUCACAUUGAUGAUGAAGAAUCACAAUCAGCCAUCAGUUUUGCUGCAAACUUAUUAUUUCGAUACCAAAACUAAGGCAUCUGUUAUCGAUGUUGUAUAAGGUGUUGUAUGCCUUAUUUUACUGUCGUCGAGUUCUGAAUUUCAUCAGUUUAGUUCAUGGAUGGCAUCUGUUGUGAAAUUAUAUUUACCUACUUGUUAAUGUUUCGGUGUGCUCUUUUACCAGUGUAUCAAUUAUCAUCAUUGACUGCAAACUCUCUGUUUACAGUCUUUAUGAGAAUUUAGAAAUUGAAUGCUACUUGACAUUUCAGAA